Molecule: messenger RNA, 1741 nt
Organism: Hansenula anomala
Lineage: Eukaryota; Fungi; Ascomycota; Saccharomycetes; Phaffomycetales; Wickerhamomycetaceae
Gene: AFI1
Product: Afi1p
Exons: 2
Coding region: 341-1741 (466 amino acids)
Biological process (GO): actin cortical patch localization; cellular bud site selection
Cellular component (GO): cellular bud neck; plasma membrane
Source: RefSeq, a predicted model, not a curated record
CAGAACUGGUACUCCUCCUAGGAUAAAGCACUUCCAGUCUAGGCUCACGUCUCCUGAGAAGCUCCCUUCAGUCUCUUUGAAAGAUGCUAAACUGGCAAAGUUUGUCAUUAGUGCAGAGUUUGAUAACAAAGUCGGUAGUGUGAUACGACACCAAAUACCGAAAAAGAUUCCAGGUUUCAAAGAAUACUUAUCUCAUCUUGGUGAACUAGUGAUACCCAGUCAAAGUGAACAUUAUACACAAGAGGAUUAUUCAAGUUUUAUACUUUACAAAGACCCAACAGGAAAAUAUCAGCUAUUUCCAGAUGAUAAUAGUGAAGAAGAUGCUUUAGGAUUCCAACACAUGAGGUUAAACGAUAUAAACACAAUUUUUGAAAAUAAAAGCCAUGAUGAUGAUAUUUUGUUCUUCUAUACAGUUACCAAAAAAAUUGAAGAUGUUAAUGACGCUAGAGGUGCUAAAAUAAGGUCAAUAUCAAUAGGUACUCCAUUGUCAAAUUUUGUGAUAUUCAAACAUUUAAUAACACUUACAAUACAAAAUUUCAUACGUGAUGGUCAAGUCUCACAUUUGAUCUCAUUGUUUAAUACAAUCAACAGUAUAGAUAUUUCAUUAUGGAAGCAAUUCUGCCAGGCAAACAACAAUUUACAACGUGUAUUAUCAUUGAAUUCAGAAGUCAACAAUCAAUUAGUGUUCCCCAAAUUGAAACAACUGUUGUUGAAUGAAUCUCAAACUGAAGGGAUAAGGUAUAAAUCAGGAACGUUACAAUAUUAUCCAACAUACACGCCAGAUGAUCCACAGGAUAAGAUCCUUUCCAAAAUACCCAUAAAUUUAUCAUUAACUUCACCAUCUUCAACUUUCCACACAGACUUAAACUUGACAAUACCCAUCCUAACUUUUUUGAAGAAACUUUCCAUGAAGUUAAACUCAACAAAUUAUCAAAAUUUCAAUAUAUUUAUCUAUUCAAAUGAUUCAAAAGAUCAAUUAUGUCAAUUCAUAUUAUCAUUAUCUAAUUUCCUUAAUGGGUUUAAUAACCCGUAUUUCCAUAAUGACAAGAUCCUAUAUUUACCAUUGAUUGACCUUUCAAAUUUUGAAACUUUAUUAAAAUAUGAUAAGCAAGUUCAUAAUACCAAGAUAAUUGGUACGAAUAAUAUAAUGAUGAAGGAAAAUUUCACUGAUUUUUAUGACUUUUGGUAUGAUUUAAACAUGGAGGAAUUAUUCAUGAAUGAAACAAAAUUGGAAUUAUUUGAUGUCUCCAUGACAAAGACUCAAGAUUUUAUAAAUUUAUGUGAUGUUUUAAUUAAACAACAUCAUGACUUUGAUACAGUUUCCAAUACAAUGAUUAAAUUUACAAUUUAUGAAAUUUUGAAAAUUUUGAAAAGGGAUGAUUCUGAAAAUGAAUUGAAUUUGAAAGAUUAUUACUUAUCAAGAAAUAAGAAUCUGGUUUUCUUUGAUUGGGUUUUUGAAUUCAAGAUUAUUAGAUUGAUUGAUACUUUUGAUCAAUAUUUCAAGAUUUUACAAAGUGAUCAAGUUGAAGAGAUGGAUGUUGAUACACUUUAUGAAUGUUUGGAAUUUAUGAUUGGAUUCCUUGUUGGAAAUGUGAAAGGGCAUUUAGAAACUUUUAUCCACAUUUUAGAGAUUUUUCCUGUAAAUAUUCAAAAAAUUGAUGAAUUGAUGAUGAAAAUACAUUCAAUUAUUUAUUCAAGCCUAUUUUAUUUCAAGAUAGGAACUUACAAGAACAAGUUUUAA